Messenger RNA from Closterium sp. Yama58-4, 1152 nucleotides. The record is from the annotation of a GenBank genome assembly. NCBI's taxonomy places the organism in Eukaryota, Viridiplantae, Streptophyta, Zygnematophyceae, Desmidiales, Closteriaceae.
AUGCCGACAAGGUCCGGGGGAGGAGGAGCAGCAGCUCUAGCAGGAGGUCUACAGUCGCGCGCGCUGAACGUGGUGCUGGUGGCGGGGGACUGUUUCUUCAUCGGCAUGCAGCCCAUCCUGGUGUACAUGAGCAAGGCCCGCAGUGCCCGUCCCAGCGUCAAAGCUGCCUUCACUCCCAGAGCCAUUUGGAAGUCAGCCAAGGCGAAUGUGCUGCUGGCGGUGCCGGCGCUCCUCUAUGCCAUGAACAACUACCUCAAAUUCGUCAUGCAGCUGUAUUUCAAGCCCACGACUGUGAAGAUGCUCGGUAAUCUCAAGAUUCUUGUGAUCGCCGUGCUGCUGACUGUGGUCAUGAAGAGGCGCUUCACUUUCAUGCAGUGCGAGGCACUCGUGCUGCUACUCAUAGGCAUCAGCAUCAACCAAAUACCGUGCGGCGGCAAUGCUGCCGCUGCUGCCAUGCUGGACGUCUCGCCCCUUGCAUGGGUCUACACAUUCUUCUUUCUCACAAUACCUUCAACCGCAUCAGUGUACAACGAGUAUGCAUUGAAGAGUCAGUUCGACACCAGCGUCCAUCUGCAGAACUUCUUCAUGUAUUGCUGGGGCCUUCUCUUCAACCUCAUCUUCCUCCUGGGAGUCUUCAUUGCACGAGGCGGGGACAUGGCAUCGUUGAACAUCUUGCAGGGGCACUCGCGGGCCACGGCAGUGCUUAUUGCCAACAACGCCAUGCAGGGCAUCCUCUCCUCCUUCUUCUUCAAAUACGCUGACACGAUACUGAAGAAGUAUUCAUCCACCAUCGCCACCAUAUUCACAGGCAUUGCAUCCGCCAUUCUCUUCGGCCACACGCUCUCCAUCAACUUCGCCUUGGGCGUCUCCGUGGUCCUCAUCUCCAUGCACCAGUUCUUCUCAGCCAUGCCGCCCAAGGCACCACGGCACAAGGACAACGACAGUGACGUGGAGGACUGGGAGGGGGGCGAUGGGCGGGUGGGGGGGAGCAAGGGCGCGGGGGGCAUGCAUGUGAACGGGUCACCGGCUUACCACUCGCUUUCUCCCAGAUCCAUGUUGGCGAGAGAGUCAUCGCUAGUGGAGAUGGCAGCAGGAGCCAAUGAAGAGGCAAAUCACAGGCAUAGAUUGACCGCCCAUGCUCUUCCUAUAUGA